Bufo gargarizans (Asiatic toad) is the source of this 2803-nucleotide messenger RNA. RefSeq names its product neurotrophin-4-like. The record is from RefSeq and is a predicted model, not a curated record. The transcript is spliced from 2 exons. NCBI's taxonomy places the organism in Eukaryota, Metazoa, Chordata, Amphibia, Anura, Bufonidae. The coding region runs from base 263 to 970 and encodes 235 amino acids. Gene Ontology annotation, molecular function: growth factor activity; nerve growth factor receptor binding. Gene Ontology annotation, biological process: negative regulation of neuron apoptotic process; nerve development; cell surface receptor protein tyrosine kinase signaling pathway.
UUCCUGCUUUGGACACAAGUUCUUUCUGAAAGUUUUGACACUAAAGUGUCCUGAGAGGGAGCAGGGUUCACACAGGACCAGGGCAGGGGUGCCCUUUCAUCUCCCUUAUAUUCUGCAUUCUCAUAUGUUUAGUUUUUUUUUUUUUUGAGUGACAGAGGAGGCACAGAUAAGAAAGCUGUAGCUUGUAUGUCCUUGAUCACAUGUGUGCCUGGGAGACUGAAGAACUUACUGCUGGAGGAAGUUGUUUGAGGUGGAUUAAGUAAUGCACCUCCGCCUUUAUGUCAUGGUGAUCUCAUACCUUUGUGCCAUCAAAGCUGCCCCCUUCCAAAACCAGACCACUGAUUUGGAUUAUGGCCCUGAGAACUCCUCCAACUCCACAGACCAACCACAGAACUUCUUUGAAUUCACUGAGGGACUACAUGAUGGCUUCUUCCCGGAUUUAGCAACCACAUAUCCUGAUAUGGCUGGUAAAGAAUGGAACCUAUAUUCCCCAAGAGUGGCCCUCACUAGUCAGGAGCCCUCAGGACCUCCUCUUUUAUUUUUGGCAGAAGAAUCUAUUUCACAUUCAGAACAGGCCAACAGAACUUCUCGGGUGAAACGGGCAAGGGGAUCUGAUGCUAUAAGCCCUUCUCGAAGAGGAGAGCUUUCUGUGUGUGAUACUAUGCAUGUUUGGGUGACUGACAAGAGGUCAGCUGUUGAUAUUUAUGGUAAGACUGUCACUAUCCUAUCUGAGAUUCAGACUCUUACAGGACCACUCAAGCAAUACUUUUUUGAGACCAAGUGCAACCCUGAAGGAGGUACUACUAAUGGUUGUCGUGGGGUGGAUAAAAGACAAUGGUUGUCAGAAUGUAAACAAAAGCAAUCCUAUGUAAGAGCGUUGACCAUGGAUGAUAAGCUUGUGGGUUGGCGCUGGAUCCGGAUCGAUACAGCAUGUGUUUGCACCCUGCUAAGCAGAAGAGGAAGGACGUAAAAUCAGAGAGGGCAGAGGGUUAUCCCUCUCUGUGGUUUACUGUGGAUAGGGAAAGCAAAUGGAGCUCCUGUUUUCCUUAAGCUGUUUACAAUAUGGCAUCAUGGCCGACAUCACACAUUCCUGGAGUCAUGCCACAAACACACUAUAUUUGGGGGAUGGAGGAGUCUCGAAACUACAGCUGUCAUCAGCAGUGGUUUAACUUUACCAUGUUGAGAAAGAGCACAAAACUGGAUGCAAAAAGACACCAUACGGAUCUCAUAGGAUGGGACAAAAAUGUUCACCUCUCAGUGCUUUCUAAAUUUAGUGCCUUUUUGUCCUGAAUUUGAACAGUGUAGUGAACAAUUAAUCUGAAUUCUAUCGCAAGAUGACCUGUGGACUAUGUGUCCCUCUAUGACUACAUGAUGGAGACAUUACAUAGAUGAUGCUGAAGUGGCAGAAGUUUUUAAAUUAAAAAUGUAUUUGGAUUUGAUGAUAAUUUUGUAGAAAUGGAGAAUGUGUGUUUAUUUUUGUCCUGCUGACAGGUACACGGCAGGUGACAUUGUAAGCUAUUAUUAUAAAUUGGUUAUUCUAUUUGUAAAUUUUAUAUAUCUAUAAAUAUAUAUAUGUGUAUAUAUAUAUAUAUUGAGAAAUAUAACUUAUUGUCAUUUCCUUUUUAUGAACUGCAUGUUACAUCUUCCUAUUUCUGCUUCUUUCACAUCAUGUUUUUUUUCUACCCAAUAUUUAUUACCCUUUCCUAUCAUAUAAUUCCCAACCCCCCGACAUUAGACUACUUGCUUUCAUCUUUUUGUCAUCAUUGUUCCCAUUACCAGAUGCUGGGAGUGUAUCAAUGAUUUGAUGUAUUACAGAAUUUUCUGUAUUUCACCCCCUGUUUUGAUAAAAGGUCACAUAAGUAGAAGUAAGCAACAAAAGAGACACCUAUGGGCUGCAGAAGGUAUUACACUACUGCUUACUAAUGAGCAUAACUUCAGGGUUUUAUCCCAAAAAUAUGGGGUUAAAGCCUACCACCCAAACUUUAAAAUUCACAUAUAGGGACAGAUAACCCCAAUAUUGCACACCCUCGCCCACUCAUGUCACACUUUCAAGGGGCUAGUUUAGUGGAAACCUUACACUUUAAAUCUUCCUUAUUUGGCCGAAGUAAACAGAACAUAACAUGCAUGAAAGGGCUAACAGUAAAAUCAGAACUCACCAUUUAUAAGCGAUGAACAAUUAUAAUGUUUGCAUAAAUGUAUACAUUUUUUACACCAGGUCGGUACAAUAUAUGGAUUUUCAGGUCACAUCCUCUGAAGUCUUCCAGUAUGCCAUAUUUAACUUGUGGAUCUCCAGCUCUUGUGAGGUUACAACUCUCAUCAUGGGGUGUCACAGGUUGCAGAUGGAUGAAACUGUUCAGGGCUGAAUGUCCUCUAUACUUUAUAUAAACUGAAAACCAAAGAAUUGUCGCCCCCUUGUGGACUAAAAUAUACAUUUGUAAAUUCACCCUGUAGUACAAUAAUAUAUUACAAGAUAAAGGUUUAAAGUAUAACCAAACGUGACAUACUGGUUUUGAAGAGCAUUACAUAAUAUAUUAGGGAACCGCAUAUCUGACAAUUCCAUAAAAUGCAUUUAUUAUUGUAGUUGUACCUUCAAACCCAGGACUUCUUCCACAAGAACCUGUGGCGCUGUGUAUACUUCUGAAGGGUCCCUGGGGUGAAACGUGGAUUUCCACAGUCCUAAAGUUUAUCAGAAUAAUUUUGAUACUAACAAUGACAACAUUGAUACUUGAUUACAAUAUUAUAAUAUGGAAUUGAUGUUUAUGCAAUGGUCAGAUAUAUUAUUUAGGCUACUUUCACACUAGCG